Messenger RNA from Nerophis ophidion (straightnose pipefish), 1900 nucleotides. It is a transcript of the gene ca14, whose product is annotated as carbonic anhydrase XIV. Gene Ontology annotation, molecular function: carbonate dehydratase activity; zinc ion binding. The coding region runs from base 74 to 1405 and encodes 443 amino acids. Gene Ontology annotation, cellular component: plasma membrane. Lineage: Eukaryota; Metazoa; Chordata; Actinopteri; Syngnathiformes; Syngnathidae. The record is from RefSeq and is a predicted model, not a curated record. The transcript has 13 exons.
CCCUCUCGCUCUCUCGCCCUUCAGUCCUCAUCCCUCCGUCCGCGGUUAUUCACCGAUGCGUGUGUAGGCAAACAUGGACUUGCUGGUGCUUCUUUUCAUCCUUCUUUUGCGUCUCGGCCCCUGGUGGACAGCUGCUGUCGAGGACAUGAGCUGGACCUACACGGGCCUGGUGGGUCAGUCUCAAUGGUCGGAACAUUUCCCAGAGUGCGGCGGCAGCUCGCAGUCUCCCGUGGACGUUGUGACCACGCAGACCAAAUACGACCCCGGCCUGUCCCCGCUGACCCCGCUGGGCUACAGCCAGCACGGCAACAGACCCUUCAGCCUGUACAACAACGGACACACAGCUGUGGUUGAGCUGCCGGACUGGAUGAGCCUGGGUGGUCUGCCCUGGCUCUUCUCCGCCGUGCAAAUGCACCUCCACUGGGGCAGCGGCGGCCCAAAUUACGGCGGCAGUGAACACACCAUCAACGGCCAAAGUGCUGAGGCGGAGCUGCAUGUGGUGCACUACAAUUCUGAACUCUACCCCAACAUGACCGCCGCCAUGACGCAGAAGGACGGCCUCGCCGUCCUGGGAGUCCUGAUCGUGACGGGCGAAGAGACCAACCCGGCGUUUAACAACAUCAUCAACUACCUGAGCCGCGUCAGACACGCGAACCAGAAAGUCUUCAUACCGGCGUUCGACGUGCAGUCACUGCUCCCCAAGGAUCUGGAGCGCUACUACCGCUAUAACGGAUCCCUGACCACGCCGCCCUGCUUCCAGAGCGUGAUCUGGACGCUGUUCCACGAGAGGGUUCAGAUCUCCAAAGCCCAGCUGCUGAAGAUGGAAACCAUGCUGUACUCCAGUGAAGCCGAGGAUGCUGACCGGAUGCUGCUGCAGGACAACUACCGCGCCACCCAGCCGCUCAACCACAGGGCCGUCUUCGCUUCCUUCGCUGCAGAGUCAGGGAAGGAGCUCUCGUCUGGUGAGGUGACGGCUAUUGUUAUAGGAGUGAUGUGUGGCUGCGUGGGCCUGGCGGUCAUCGUUCGAUUCCUGGUCAAGACCAUACGAUUUUUUUCUUUCCUCCGCCACGAAAGAGCUGCGGUAAACAGCUCCACGUCUAGCUGGGACGUCCUUACGGCAGCACCGAUGCAAAGGAUGAAGGAGCCGGAGAAGGCGAAGGAGAAACCACAAGAGAUGGCUCUCAACUGCACUUCCCAAGCGGAGACGAGAGACGAGCGACCGUCCCCCCCAAAAAACACACCUGUGACACACCUGGUCAGGACACUCUUGAGGACAAAAACAGGACAGGAAAAUCCAAUGUUGUAUUUAAAAAAAAAAGUGCAGACGGGGAAGAGAAGAAUGAGGAUAAAGUCAUGGCCACUUGAAAUCCGCUUUUGCACGCCAAGCACUUGGAAAUGUCACUGAGUGUCUGAGAGAUGCAUGAAUUAUUGGUGUAAAUACUCUGUACAGCUUUGGUUUCCUUCCUAAUUCGCAUGUUUUUCAUCGUUUCCAUCCUGCCUCGCCGCACAAAAGCAACACAGCACUGAAUGAAAUGUAAAAUAUGUGUCAUUGUUUGAUUUCCCAAAGGGAUUUGAGCCCUGGAGCACACACAGACUGGGUCAACUUAGCCUCCGCAAACAGGGUUGGGGCGAUACCGCGCAGUCUGGCACCGAGCCGAUACCAAGAAAGGUCAGGGCCAGUCUUGCCGAUACCAAUACGGCUAUGGUUUUACCUUGCACAUGCAGGGUUUGUUGGUAAUCGGCUCCAAAAAGUCUGACCAAGACCAAAUUAUCACAAUCAGAAUCAGAAAUACUUUCAUAAUCUCCAAGGGGAAUUAAGAUUUCUAGCACAAUCCCAUUCAAGAUCAGACAAACAUUACAGGGAGACAGAACCGGAUCGCUGACGGGUCUGCCAACUUUA